AUGCUGGAGCUUGCUUCAAAGGGGACUACCACUUCCAAAAAGGGCUUCAAGAAGGCAGUCGCUAAAACUCAAAAGAAGGAGGACAAAAAGCGCAAGAGAUGCCGCAAAGAUAGCUAUUCUAUUUACGUCUACAAGGUGCUGAAGCAGGUCCACCCGGACACUGGAAUCUCUUCCAAGGCCAUGAGUAUCAUGAAUUCUUUUGUUAGUGACAUUUUUGAGCGCAUUGCCGGUGAGGCUUCCCGCCUGGCACAUUAUGACAAGCGCUCGACCAUCACCUCUAGGGAGAUCCAGACGGCCAUGAGCCUUCUGCUGCCCGGGGAACUAGCCAAGCAUGCUGUGUCGGAGGGCACCAAGGCUGUCACCAAGUAUACCAGCUCCAAGUAAAACAUGAUCCAGCCAGCAGAUGAGCUCCACAAACCAAAGGCUCUUUUAAGAGCCAAUGAAAGUUUCUAAUAGGGCUGUAGAAUGUUUAUUAUAGAGUAUGCCUCAUUGCCAGACAGAUAAUUUUUUCCUAGACUAGGCAUAACAUGGUUAACUUUAAGUCUAAACUUUGCAUUAAUCAACUGUAUCUGCAGCAGUAUUGGUAAAAGCUAAAA
This is a messenger RNA of Pongo pygmaeus (Bornean orangutan), 596 nucleotides long. RefSeq names its product histone H2B type 1-A-like. Lineage: Eukaryota; Metazoa; Chordata; Mammalia; Primates; Hominidae. The record is from RefSeq and is a predicted model, not a curated record. Bases 1 to 384 code for a protein of 127 amino acids. Gene Ontology annotation, molecular function: protein heterodimerization activity; DNA binding; structural constituent of chromatin. The transcript has a single exon. Gene Ontology annotation, cellular component: nucleosome.